GGCAACUAUGCAUUUUAUUUUCUAUUUUUAAAUUUUACAUUAGCAACAUCGUUGCAGACGUAUUUGUGCAAUUCAUAAACAAUUACAUAAUACCCUAAAAGAAAUCAUGGCGUUACCUGAGGGAUUGGCUGGCAAAAUGAAAACUUUCCAGGCUGUGAAUGAUCUGCCCGUUUUUCUGAAAGGAGGUCCAGCUGAUAAGGCCCUAUUUGGCAUUACUGCAGCGCUCUGUGGCAUUGGUUUAGUGAGCAUCGUUCAUAUGGUCUACACAAUGGGCUUUGCCAAAAAGAAGGCAUAAAUGUUGACUCUUUAGUUUAAUAACACUUUCUGAAUCACAUUCAGAUAAUGCAAUAAAAGUAAUCAAACAAGUA
Molecule: messenger RNA, 368 nt
Organism: Drosophila albomicans
Lineage: Eukaryota; Metazoa; Arthropoda; Insecta; Diptera; Drosophilidae
Gene: COX7AL2
Product: cytochrome c oxidase subunit 7A1, mitochondrial
Exons: 3
Coding region: 107-295 (62 amino acids)
Biological process (GO): mitochondrial electron transport, cytochrome c to oxygen
Source: RefSeq, a predicted model, not a curated record